AUGAGAAGGAGGAGCAGAGAUGCCACUGCUUGCUUGGUCACUGUCUCUUUGCCUGUCAAGCAAACUAAUAGUAGCAGAUAUGGGAAAGAUGCAGAGGAAAUAGCAGCUGGUGACCAUGGUGCUGCAAAGACGGAUGGUCUGAGCCGCCUUCUGGAAGCAGGGACUGAAGUGAAUGUAGCUCCCGAUGUCUUUGUCCAGUCCCCAGCUCAUCUGGCUGCUCGUGGAGGACAUGCUUUCUUUCUACUUUGGCAACUGCAGACAGGAGCCAAUUUGAACCAACAGGAUUGGCUUGGGGAAGCUCCAAUUCACAAGGCAGCUAAAGUUGGGAGUUUGGAGUGUCUUACCUUACUUGUCGCCAGUCAUGCCAGCAUUGACUUGCGCAAUAAGAAUGGUCAAACAGCAGAAGACCUCGCAUCGGCUUUUGGAUUUUUGGAGUGUGCCCAGUUCCUCAUGUCAGUGAAACACAUGCGAACCAGAAAAACAGUAACACAGAUUAAUUAUUCCCUGCAUGACAAUGAUGAUUGCAUGCUUGGAGAUGCAGCAAGAAGACAGAAACGAGCAUGUGAAAGCAAGAGACCCAUAAGCAAGAAGAGAGUGAGAUCAAAUGAUACGAAGUCUUUGAUGCCAUGGGAAAACCAAUCCCCAUAAGAAGAAAUAUAUAAA
Elgaria multicarinata webbii is the source of this 663-nucleotide messenger RNA. It is a transcript of the gene ANKRD37, whose product is annotated as ankyrin repeat domain 37. Bases 1 to 648 code for a protein of 215 amino acids. The transcript has 5 exons. The record is from RefSeq and is a predicted model, not a curated record. Lineage: Eukaryota; Metazoa; Chordata; Lepidosauria; Squamata; Anguidae. Gene Ontology annotation, molecular function: protein binding. Gene Ontology annotation, cellular component: cytoplasm; nucleus.